AUGGGAGAUCCUGCUCUCAACAGAGACUGUCCUCUUGACUGCAAGAUUUAUGUUGGAAAUCUGGGAAACAAUGGAAACAAGACUGAACUCGAGAGGACCUUUGGGUACUAUGGUCCUUUGAGAAGUGUGUGGGUUGCUAGGAAUCCACCUGGCUUUGCAUUUGUAGAGUUUGAAGAUCCCAGAGAUGCAUCAGAUGCUGUGCGGGAACUUGAUGGAAGGAACAUGUGCGGCUGCCGUGUGCGUGUUGAGUUGUCCACGGGAGAGAAGCGUUCAAGAAGUCGUGGUCCGCCUCCGUCCCGCGGCCGCCGGGAUGAUUUCAGAGGGCGUAGUCCUCCAGUCAGGCGGCGAUCACCAAGGAGGAGGAGUGGCAGCCGAAGCCGCAGUCGUUCUGUGUCACGAGAUAGACGUCGAUAUCGUUCCCUCUCCAGGGAAAAGGCCCGCAAGCGCUCAAGGUCUCUCUCCAGGUCCAGGAGUCGUUCCAGUCUCGAGUUGAGCCCUAACUUUAAAGAGACACUACAGAGUCCUGACCAGAGACUGACGCGCAGCGCACAGAGCACGGGGGAAGAAGCCUGA
Molecule: messenger RNA, 573 nt
Organism: Knipowitschia caucasica
Lineage: Eukaryota; Metazoa; Chordata; Actinopteri; Gobiiformes; Gobiidae
Source: the annotation of a GenBank genome assembly